CUCGGUUCAAGCUUUCCCACACAAAGUCCAACUACAAUAAUCCCAUCUUCGGAAAAGAAUUGAAAUAAAAUUCUCUUCUACUAUGAUGAGCACAAAAUGUUGAAGAAUAUAAAGUUGUGCUUAGAUACUCGAAAUUCCAUUGAAUGGCUCAAGUCAUUUCCCCCUCCAUCUUCUUCAACACAAAAUCACUCCAAAAACGCCAUGAGUUUCUUCCAAUUCCCUCUCUUCUACCAACAGCAGCAGCAAACAGCUCACAAGCACGAUCAAGAGAGAGAAAACUACAUGUACGAGACGAUCCAAUGUUUGCCUCUUCUUAGCAGAUUGACGGAGAAGGAGGUGAAGGAAGAGGAAGAUGAGGGCUUGGACCGAGAAAAGAGAGGGAGAUUGAAUGAGAAUGUAACGGUGGCUCUUCACAUAGGGUUGCCUGAAGUAGGAGGAAUUGAAGGAGACAAAAGAAAGCGCUAUGGUUUCAGCGAAGACGACGAAGAAUAUUCGGUGAAGAAGAAGAUGAACAAGUCAUCUAAUGGAAGCUUGAAUUGUGAGAGGAGAUUUUGGAUCCCAACUCCAGCACAGAUUCUUGUUGGGCCCAUGCAGUUUUCUUGCAACAUCUGCAGCAAGACCUUCAAUAGAUAUAAUAACAUGCAGAUGCACAUGUGGGGCCACGGUUCGGAGUUCCGAAAGGGGCCGGAGUCCCUGCGGGGCACGCAGCCGGCGGCAAUGCUGCGGCUGCCUUGCUACUGCUGCGCGGCGGGAUGCAAGAACAACGUGAACCACCCGCGCGCGAAGCCGCUCAAAGACUUCCGCACGCUGCAGACGCACUACAAGCGGAAGCACGGCGCGAAGCCCUUCGCGUGCCGGAAGUCGUGCGGCAAGUCGUUCGCUGUGAAGGGCGACUGGCGUACGCACGAGAAGAACUGCGGCAAGCUCUGGUAUUGCACCUGCGGCUCCGACUUCAAGCACAAGAGGUCACUCAAAGACCACAUCAGGUCAUUCGGCAAGGGCCACGCGCCCCACCCUUCACUCGACGGCUUCGCCUGCUCUGAUGACGACACGGCCUAGACCUCGCCCCCUUGUGUGUUGUGUCGUGUCGUUAUCGUGUUUUAGUGUUUUUUUUUGGUAUGGUGUUUGCUGGAGUGCUCGGCAGCAAAAAUUUCUCUCGCCCGCAUUUAGUUGCAGGAGGCGAAAUGAAGGGAGCGGUUUGCUGCUGAGCACUCGCUGCGUUGUUCCAUGUUCGGGUCGUGUUUAGAAUAAGGUGGUCUUCUACAAGUUGUGAAGCUGAUGAAUUUUUUUCCUUGGAAAUUGUGGGAGGAAAUUUGCCAGCUUCAAACUCUGUUGAUGUUGUUAUCUUUCCUUUUUUUCAGUUCAUGUUUUGCACUUGUUGUAGGUGCAAAACUUAUUUGCAUGUAGUACUAAUUUGUGUGUUUGGAUAAUCAAUGGCAUCUAUUGUUGCGUUGCUA
Messenger RNA from Salvia splendens (bonfire salvia), 1457 nucleotides. Its product is annotated as zinc finger protein WIP3. The transcript is spliced from 2 exons. Gene Ontology annotation, cellular component: nucleus. Gene Ontology annotation, biological process: anatomical structure development; regulation of gene expression. Bases 97 to 1059 code for a protein of 320 amino acids. NCBI's taxonomy places the organism in Eukaryota, Viridiplantae, Streptophyta, Magnoliopsida, Lamiales, Lamiaceae. The record is from RefSeq and is a predicted model, not a curated record. Gene Ontology annotation, molecular function: DNA-binding transcription factor activity.